This is a messenger RNA of Copidosoma floridanum, 3162 nucleotides long. RefSeq names its product DNA repair endonuclease XPF-like. NCBI's taxonomy places the organism in Eukaryota, Metazoa, Arthropoda, Insecta, Hymenoptera, Encyrtidae. Gene Ontology annotation, cellular component: nucleotide-excision repair factor 1 complex. Gene Ontology annotation, molecular function: damaged DNA binding; single-stranded DNA binding; single-stranded DNA endonuclease activity. Gene Ontology annotation, biological process: resolution of meiotic recombination intermediates; double-strand break repair via homologous recombination; nucleotide-excision repair involved in interstrand cross-link repair. The record is from RefSeq and is a predicted model, not a curated record.
CACACACUAAAAUCAUAUUAACAAGUGCAGAUUUGCAGUUUACUCUAGCGAUGUUUUUGUAACAUGAGUAAAUUUUUUAUAAUUUUAUUUGUUAGUACAUACUUGUCAAGUGUCAAAGGUUUAGAGCAUCUUUUGCACUAUGUGAUUGAUGAUGUUUCUGCUGGCUCUUAUAAAUAUUACAGUCUUGGAUAUGAAGGCCUGGUGAAGAUCAAAUUAACUACGCAGUUUGGGGAUGCUGAUAUUUAUGUUUCAACUAAAACAACAAAACCAACUUAUGAGCCUGAUCAGUACUGUUUACAAUCUACGACUUGUGGGGAGGAUAUAGUUUAUUUACCUGAAGAUUUUAAAAGACCAGUUAGUAUUGGUGUUUAUGGACAUCCUUCUCAUGAAUCAAGUCGUUAUACAUUGUUAGUGUAUCAAGUUAAGGAUGUAGAUAAUAAUUUUACAGAAAAAGAUUCUAGAAACGAUGAUCUGCAAGAUAUUUAUUCAAAGAUGUUGGAAUACGAAAAUCAAAUAUUUUUAGAAAUACUACAAGAAGAUGGAUUAGUCGUUGCAGCAAAAGGUCUUGGAUUAGAAACUAUUUUUAUGAACGUAAUAAAGGCCUACUCUGACCCAGGUCAACUUGUUUUAGUUCUUAACACUAGUGACUGUGAACAGCAAUAUAUUAUAGAACAUUUGAAAAAACAAGGUGUUAAGCAUCUACCUAAAGUCAUCACAGCACAAUAUCUUUCAGAAGACAGAAAGGAUACAUAUGAAGAUGGUGGGGUAUUAUUUAUAACAGGAAGAAUAUUAGUGGUAGAUUUGUUGAAAAAUCGAGUUCCAAUAGAACACGUAAGCGGAAUUCUUGUGUACAGAGCUCAUUCAAUAUUAAACUCGUAUCAAGAGGCUUUUGCUUUACGACUUUUCAGAAAGACCAACAAGACUGGCUUUAUAAAAGCCUUUACUAAUUCAGCCUUAGCAUUUACUGUGGGUUUUGCAAAUGUGGAACAAGUAAUGAAAAAACUAUAUGUAAAAAAAUUGUAUCUAUGGCCUCGGUUUCAUAAAAUUGUUAAUACUAGCUUGUCAAAAGUUAAACCUGAAGUUUAUGAAUUACAUGUGGAACUAACUUCAAAAAUGAUCAACAUACAAACAAGACUACUAGAUAUUAUGAAUGGUACACUUCAAGAGUUGAAGAGACUUAAUAAAUAUCUCGAUUUGGAAGAAUUGACUGUGGAGAAUGCUGUUGGAAAAAAAUUUCUUAAACAACUACAGCAACAAUUGGAUCCUAUUUGGAACCAACUCUGCCCUAAGAGCAAGACAUUAGUAUCAGACUUGAAAGAUCAACGAUAUCUUUUAACAUGUUUGAUGCAUCAACAUUCUGUAUCUUUUUAUGCCACACUUGCAAAAUUUAAAAUAAUGGAUUAUGUUAAGAAUUGUGGUGGCUGGAUUUUGCUCGACCUUUUUGAACAGCUGGAUAAGAGCGCCAAAGAAAGAGUCUACUCUGAGAAAGAUGUUAUGAAGCCAGAACUGGACCCCAAAUGGUCAGCUUUGACAGAAAUACUCUCAGAAAUUGGUUAUGAUAUUAAUAAAAGCAAGAGUAAGGCUCCAGAGAAAAUUCUUGUACUCACUCAAGAUACUAGAACUUGUGCUCAGUUAAAAAAUUGUUUAACCAUGGGAGCAAAAGAAUAUUUAUUGUAUGAAGCUAUGAAAAAAUUAAAACCAACUGAUAUCAAAGAUAAAAAAAAACCAAAUUCGUCAAACUCUUCUGAAUUUACUGAAAGUUCCGAAAAUACUGAAAGUACUGAAAAUACUGAAAAUAAUGAGCCUGAAGCUACCACUGAAGAUGAAAAAGAAGAAAGUGAAAGUUACGUAUUAACUUUUUCUCAAAAACCUCAAACAGAUCAUGAAGAAUCUGAUCUAAAUUCUGAAGAUGAAAUCAGCCCUAGUCAACGUUUUGAAGAAUUUUCCCAGCUUGCAGAUUUAACUUUGUCAGAGUCGUUACCCAACGAACCGUUAUUGAUAAUUCAAUCAGUUAAAAAAGGUGGCGAUUCUAUGUCUCUGCAGCAAACUCUUGAAGAUACAUUGCCAAAGUACGUCAUUAUGUAUACACCGGAUAUCUCAGCUGUUCGACAACUUGAGGUGUAUCAGAAUAAAAAUCCUCCUAUAGCUUUAAAAGUCUAUUUUCUUCUUUAUGGCGGAUCUGUUGAAGAACAAGUUUAUUUAACUUCUUUACGGAGAGAAAAAGAAGCUUUCGACAAACUCGUCGCUGCAAAAACUACAAUGGUUAUUCCUGCUGAACAAGAUGGUAAACAUUCUGAACCUGAACCCACGUCUACAGAUAAAGCUAACGAAAAUGAAAGCACGCGUAAAGGAGGACUUCAGGAAGAUCAAGUUGUUCCUACGAACAAAGUUAUUGUGGACAUGAGAGAGUUCAGAAGUGAAUUGCCAUCCUUGCUGCAUCAACGCGACAUAGAAAUUGAGCCUGUUACAUUACUUAUAGGGGAUUACAUUUUGUCACCAGACAUUUGUGUGGAAAGGAAAAGUAUUUCGGAUUUAAUUGGAUCGCUAACAACUGGCAGACUUUAUAAUCAAGCAGUUGCAAUGUCAAGAUAUUAUGAAAAGCCCAUGCUUCUCAUUGAAUUUGAUCAAAAUAAAACUUUUGGAUUGCACGGAAAAUACUUUGUUAGCAGAGGUAUGAGUAGCACUGAUAUAACUAAUAGAUUGAUAUUGCUGACAAUGCACUUCCCGAAAUUAAAAUUGGUAUGGUCACCAAGUCCUCAUGCAACUGCACAACUUUUUGAAGAAUUGAAGCUUGGUCGACCGCAACCAGAUGGAACGAAAGCUGCGCAGAUCGGGUUGGAUGACGAUACGGAUGAUAAAACUCUGAUGGCUGAAAAAUAUAAUUGCCAUAUUCAAGAUUUUGUUGCAAAGUUACCAGGAAUUCACUCAAAAAAUUUACGUAGGAUUCUGGACCGUGGUCAAUCACUUGAUCACUUGAUUUCAUUGAGCAUGGAUCAGUUGUUACAAAUAGUAGACAACAAAAAUGAUGCAGAGUUGUUGUAUAGCGCACUCCAUGAUAAUCCAAAAGCACAUUCAAGCUCAAGUAAUUCAGUCAAAGCAGCCACCUCAAAAGUCAAAAGCAGAGGAUUGUUUUAUAAGAAAAAAUAGAAAAAUCAUAACAAU